Molecule: messenger RNA, 1947 nt
Organism: Brassica napus (rape)
Lineage: Eukaryota; Viridiplantae; Streptophyta; Magnoliopsida; Brassicales; Brassicaceae
Exons: 3
Coding region: 321-1583 (420 amino acids)
Source: RefSeq, a predicted model, not a curated record
UUCCUCAUCUAUUUUUGAGCUCUCAUUAAAAAUAAAAAUUCGAUAUAAUUCCCCACCGAUGCGACGAGAGAGAGAGGAGGAGGAGCACACAGAGAUCUCUCUCGUUCGUUUCCCCCGUAAAAUCUGCGAAAAAGAAGAAAGAAAAACUCAAAUCGAAUCCUUAAAAACAAAAUCGACUCUUUAGUCCACGAGUUUCGUUUAAUCGCUCAACGCCUCUUCCUUUAAUCUCUCCCUCACCGUUCGUUUUCGUUCCCCCUCGAGCUUGAUGUUUGAAUUCUGAUCAGAUCUAGUUUUAGGAUAGAGGUCAAGAGACUAUUGUUAUGUUUAUGGAUCGAGAGAGAAGGCUUUCGAAUCGCAACGGGACUCCGCAAUACAGCAACGGAAAGUUCCGUGAUGAUGAUUAUUACGGUGGAUUCUUAGAUCGGUUGGAGAAUUCGAGAGAGAAGAGUCCUUCUAGAUCUAAGAUUCUUCGGAUCCCGUCGCCGACUUCGUCUCCUCCACCUUCCAGCUCUUCCCCGCCGUUUCCUGGCUCCAAUUCGCCGGACCGGGGAUAUAUCGAGCACCGCGUAUCCAAGUUCGAUACUCUCGCCGGCAUUGCCAUUAAAUACGGCGUUGAGGUUGCAGAUGUGAAAAAGAUGAAUGGACUUGUUACUGAUCUUCAAAUGUUUGCUCUCAAGUCUCUUCAGAUUCCGUUACCUGGAAGACAUCCUCCUUCUCCUUGUUUAUCUAAUGGCUCCUUACACCAUGGAGAGGGAUGUUCAUGCCACGAACUGGAACCGCCAAACGAUAGCCACAACGAUAUGUUCGACUCAUUCCAGUCUCUGAGAUUAAAAUCUUCGGAUAAGAAAGUUUCUCCAGCCAUGUCUUCCCUUCAAGGUUACUACGGGCUAAAACCAGCAAACAGAACAGUUUCCGAAGGAGGAUUCUUGGAGAUGGGAACUUACAACAACAAGACAGAGACUUCUCAUCAUCAUUUCUCCAGCAACGGUAGUAAUAAUCAGUACCUCAGACCUUUCCCUUCGACAAACACUCCCUUAAACCACCACAGGAAAUCCAGAAGCUUGGCCAAUGCACUUUUCGACGAGGUUAACCAAUCACCGGACAACAACAACAACACCGCUCAGGAAACGAGUGCUGAUAAGUUCAGAAGAAGACGCCAAAAAUCCGAAGCAGAUUUUUCAUCCCGGACGCCAGAGCUUCUGCUGAAAGAAGAGAACAGCAGCAGCAAUGGCGGGUUUUUAUCGAUAGCUGGAAAAGGCUUAGCUUUGAGAUCGAAAGCCUCGAGCAGAACUAAUCUAUCAUCAGCAGAAUCUGAGACUAGUAACUUCAAUCCUGUACCAAUCAACUUGAUGGAUGCUCCAGUUUCAGACAGUUUUGGCAGUGUGAGAAAAUCGUCGAGUGCAUCGAGUCUACAAGAUCCAGAAGGUAACAACAGUAACGGUUCAUCAUCGCUGUCUCUAUGGCCGACUUCUAAGUGGAGUUUGAAGCCUGAUUUGCUUACACCUGCGGCUAUCACAAGCUCAAUCUUUGAUGGGUUACCAAAGCCUUUAACAGGUCGGAAAAACAAGACUGCUAUGGAUUAAAAACAAGGUCAGCUUUUCUCGUUAUUUAACUGUCCCAUUUUUUUUUGGAAACUAUACAAAAUCAAAAAGCAGAAGAAGCUAUUUUAGCCUAAAUGCGGAGUAAAUAGAUUAGAAAAAUUUCAGAGGAAGAAAGAAAAACUUCCAAAUUGAGAAAAAUUAUAAAGAAGGAAGAAAAAGCUUGUGAUAGUGAUGUAAUGAUUGUGUGCUUUUUUUUUUAUCUACGUUUAUGUAAGUUAUAAAAUACUUUGUACCUUGUCUUAGCGUAGUCCAAUUUUUUUUUUCCAAUAUGAUGAAUUGCUACACACUACUAAAAUGUAUUCCAUGCACUUAUUUAAUAAUUUAUUAAAAUUGUUCGUUUGUAAAA